Molecule: messenger RNA, 1065 nt
Organism: Symbiodinium sp. CCMP2592
Lineage: Eukaryota; Dinophyceae; Suessiales; Symbiodiniaceae
Source: the annotation of a GenBank genome assembly
AUGCUCAUGCGCAUCUCUGUGCCGGCUACUCACGGAAGUUGCAGCCGCACAGCUCCUUCCCACCUGCGUGGUUCCACGGCGGAUUCCCGCCCCACAUGGCUCGUUCAAGCUGACAGCGGUCUUGCACCAUCCCUCCUCGCCGUCGGUGCCAUCGGCACCGCGCUCUCGCGAGUGGCAACGAAAGCUUUACGCCGACGAGCGACGCAUUUGCGCGCCUCUGGCAAGGGCAUCCGGGAUGUGGUUCCCUGCGGUGGGCCCACGGUCGUCAUCUCUGGGGCUAGUCAAGGGACGGGCAGGGCCCUGGCUCUGAAGUUCGCGCAGGAUGGCUACAACGUGGUGCUCGCUGCGAGAGGUGCGGAGGCACUGCGAGAGGCUGAAGAUUGCUGCCAAGCAGUCCUCAAGCCAGGCAGGCUUUCAUUGUCUGUCCCGUGCGACAUAACAUCUCCGGACUCUAUCCAGCUACUUUUGGACACUGUCGUUGCACGGUUCACGGAUGUGCGCGUGGUGGUCUGCAAUGCCGGAGUGUGCAUGACAGGCGAUUUUCUGAACACAUCACUGGAAGACUUCCAGUCUCAGCUCAAUGUGAACUUUCUGGGUCACGUGACGACCGUGCGGGCAUUUCUACCAGAGCUACUUCGGCAGAAAGAGCGGUCUGGUCCGGCUCCCACCGUUUGCUUCGUGAAUAGUUUCGGUGCCCGGGUUCCUUUGCCGGAUAUGACUGCCUAUUGUGCAGCCAAGUAUGCCUUGCAAGGCUUUGCAGACUCCCUGAGACUCGAGCUUGCAGCGAGAGGUGUGCAUGUGGCCACGGUGCACCCCGGCGUCAUUCGUAGCGACUUCCGCACUCGUGCACAAUGGCGAGGUUCGGCAGGAAGCCGAAAGUCUGCCAUGGACACGUUGCUUGAUGGAAAGUCCCCGGUGUCCAGCCUCGUCACGCAGUCCGUGGAGGAGGUUGCCGAGGCUGCGUACGAAGCUGUCAAGACGCGGCAAAACGAGGUCGUGGUGGGCAUGCCAUUUCGCACCAUGCUCACCGCCUAUGGCUUCGGCAAGGCACUGGGCCUUGCCUAA